AUCAAACAUACAAUGUUAAGUUUUCUGUGUUGAUUUCAUGUUUCUAUUUGUAUCUCAACUGUUAAUAUGUGUAAACAGUUUCCAAUAAAGUUGUUGUAAAACAACAACCCAACUGGCCUCAGAUAUUCAGAGGUGAGACGAUCACUCUGACAUGUGAGGUGCAGGAAGGAGGUGAAACCACUGAGUGGGAGUAUGAAUGGAGAGGACCCAGGACACCCACACAGUGGACACACAAUAAUGAUGUGACAUUCAGAGUUUCUGAGUCCAGCAGUGGAGACUACAUGUGUAAGAGUCGACGCAGAGAUGACUCAUAUUCUUCAACAGAGUGGAGUGAAGCCUUCACAUUGUCAGGAUCAACAGAUCAACCAAAGGCCCAAAUAACUUCUGACAUGAGAGACCUUCCAGUAGGGGGCAGUGUGACCCUGACCUGCUCUGUGAACCCAUCAUCAUCAUCAUCUGGAUGGAAAUACUACUGGUACAGAGAUGAGAAAUCCUCUGAAGCCCUGACCACACAAGAUGCAGUUUUCCACUCAAAUGGACAAAUCAGUGUCUCACAGGAAGGACUCUACAGGUGCAGAGGAGGAAGAGGAAACCCAGUUUACUACACAGAGGACAGCCAGUCAGUCAGGAUUGAUCGAAAGGCAGCACCUGAGCCUGAAAGCUCUUCAUUUGUCACUCCUUUGAUCGUUGGACUCGUUUGUGGAGUUUUACUGAUUCUUCUUCUGCUGCUGUUGUUGUGUCGCUUCAAACAAUCAAAGGAUUCAUUCUUUGUCAGGACUCGGAGCACAAAUCAGAGCUCUGCUAUGAACCACAUGAUCAAGGAUGAAGCUCAACACAGUCAACAUGCUUCUACUCUUCAAGGUGAUGCUUGUGUUUAUGAAUCAAUCAAAGACCACGAUGACACACAAAAUGAUGACAGUGUGUUGUAUGCAGAGGUCUCCCACGAUACAGCUAAAACCAAGAAAGACAACGAUGACAGCCUGUUGUACGCACAGGUCUAUUACACUAAAGCAAAACCCAAGAGACACAAAGGGAAACCAGCUCCUGCAGCAGCUGAUGAAACAGUUUAUUCUGAAGUUAAAUCAAAAACAGCUCUGGGUAACUGUGCAGAAAUAAAAUAGCUUACAUGCUGUAAUUUGUUGCUGUAAUGAUGAACUCAAAUAACUUUUAAAGGAAGCAAAUUUAGUUCUAAAUCACCUUUAAUGACUGAAUUAUGCUGCACCGUUUCUUUCAGAUUAAUAACAAGAUCUGCAAAACCAACUGGAUCAGUGACAAAACUGUGUUGAUUCCAUUACAAUUAAAGAGAUCAUUGGAGAAAAUGAGAUUAUCCACUGUUUUGUAAAACAAAAUAAAGUCAAACUUUCUUUCAUCAUAAUAGCACCAACUGAUGAUCUGACUUUAAAACUAGGAUGCUUUUUAGACAUGGAUUUUCAUUGAACUGCAAGUGUUUUUACAUGUAGAUUGCUCAAUACAUAAAUAACAAAUAAAAAUGCAUGCCUGACAAUGUUGGAGCAUACGAAUAAUGAGACAAUGGUGUCCUGGGGAUCUCCUCCAAGAUCUGGACCAGGCUCCUGGACAGUCUGAGCUGCAACCUGGCAGCGUCAGAUGGAGAGAAGCAUGAUGUCCCAGUUGGAUUUUGGUCAGGCGAGUGUGGGGACCAGUCAGUGGUAUCAAUUCCUUAAUCCUCCAGGAACUGCCUGCAUACUCUCAACACAUGAGGCUGGGCAUCGUCAUACCAGGAGGAACCCAGGACCCACAGCACAAGCAUAGGGUCUGACAGUGGGUGACAAACUCUUGAGCAUGAAUUGAAUUGGCAUCCUAGAGGAGUUGGACAUCCUGUACAACCUCUGUAGCAUCCAGGGAUCAUCUCACCCUGCCAGUAACGAUGAUCACACUAGCCAAAUGCAAAAAUAGUGAAAAAAAUAGUCAGAAGAGAUGAGGAGGGAAAAAAAUGUCGGUGACCUCUACCUGUAAAACAAUUCCUGUUUGGGGGGUUGUUUCAUUGUUGCCCCUCUAGUGUACCCAGUGUUAACUGCAUUUUCUGCUACUUCCUCGAGGAUAGACGUUUGAGUGAUCUGAUGUUUUACUCUGAUUAAAAAUAAUUCCUUUAA
Messenger RNA from Oreochromis niloticus (Nile tilapia), 2111 nucleotides. RefSeq lists its product as uncharacterized. NCBI's taxonomy places the organism in Eukaryota, Metazoa, Chordata, Actinopteri, Cichliformes, Cichlidae. The record is from RefSeq and is a predicted model, not a curated record. Gene Ontology annotation, molecular function: transmembrane signaling receptor activity. Gene Ontology annotation, biological process: cell surface receptor signaling pathway; immune response. The transcript is spliced from 9 exons. Gene Ontology annotation, cellular component: external side of plasma membrane. The coding region runs from base 282 to 1121 and encodes 279 amino acids.